UGCGCUACUGUGAUCAUCUCCAUGGAAAAUGGUAUUUUUCAGAAGUACGAGCUAUUUUUUCAAGGCGUUACCUUUUGCAAAACUUGGCAAUAGAAAUCUUUUUGGCUAGUCGCACUUCAAUAUUGUUCGCCUUGCCCGAUCAGAGCACUGUUAAAAAAGUUAUAAAGGCGCUGCCUCGUGUUGGUGUCGGUAUCAAAUAUGGAAUUCCACAAACUAGGAGAGCUUCUAUGAUGUCUCCUCGUCAAUUAAUGCGAAACUCCAAUAUGACACAAAAGUGGCAGAGAAGAGAAAUUUCUAAUUUUGAAUAUCUAAUGUUUUUAAAUACAAUUGCGGGUCGUACGUACAACGAUCUGAACCAGUACCCGGUGUUCCCGUGGGUGCUGACCAACUACGAGUCGAAGGACAUGGACCUCAGCCAGCCGUCGAAUUACAGGGACCUCUCGAAGCCGAUCGGCGCCCUCAACCCGAACCGCCGCGCCUACUUCGAGGAGAGGUACAACAGUUGGGAACACGAGAGCAUACCGCCGUUCCACUACGGGACCCAUUACUCAACAUCGGCAUUUGUUCUCAACUGGCUCAUUAGAGUGGAACCUUUUACGACAAUGUUCCUAGCUCUACAAGGUGGAAAAUUUGACCACCCUAACCGUCUAUUUUCUUCAGUUGCCAAUUCAUGGAAAAAUUGCCAAAGAGACACAUCAGACGUCAAGGAAUUGAUACCAGAAUGGUUUUUCCUGCCAGAAAUGUUCGUGAACAGUUCUGGAUAUCGUUUAGGCCAGCAAGAGGAUGGAACCCCGGUAAAUAAUGUUCAACUUCCACCGUGGGCCAAUUCUCCUGAAGAGUUCAUAAGAAUAAAUCGGAUGGCUCUUGAAUCCGAGUUUGUUUCUUGUCAACUGCAUCAGUGGAUCGAUUUGAUAUUUGGUUAUAAACAAAGAGGGCCCGAAGCACUCCGAGCAACCAAUGUAUUUUAUUAUCUAACUUACGAAGGUAGUGUAGAUUUAGAUUCAAUAGCUGAUCCAGUAAUGAGAGAGUCAAUAGAAAACCAAAUUAAGAAUUUUGGACAAACUCCAUCGCAGUUGCUGAUGGAACCACACCCUCCUAGAAGUUCUGCAAUGCACGUGUCUCCGAUGAUGUUCUCCAGUAUACCGGACGAUGUAUGCAUGGCUAUGAAAUUCCUGUCGAAUUCACCAAUAUGUCAUAUAUCAGCGAACACUUAUCCACAGCUGCCAUUCCCUUCAGUAGUAACUGUUACGACAAAUUAUCAAUUUGCUGUAAAUCGAUGGAAUUGUAAUUAUGCCGUUAGCGUACAGUCGCCAAGUUAUGCUGAAACCAGCCAAAACCAAAGCAGUAAUCUGCCUCUUGCGAUGGAUCCCGUACUUUCCCAAGCUACAAAUAGUUCGAAUUCUACUGUUCGCCGGCAUUUGGGCGAUAAUUUUAGUCAAAAACUGCAAAUAAGGUCGAAUUGUUUUGUGACGACAGUCGAUAGCAGAUUUCUUGUGGCCUGUGGUUUCUGGGACAACAGCUUUAGAGUUUUCUCAACGGAAACAGCGAAAAUCGUGCAGAUAGUAUUCGGCCACUACGGUGUGGUGACCUGCCUGUCUCGUUCCGAGUGCAAUAUAACAUCAGACUGUUACAUCGCAUCAGGUUCGGCCGACUGCACCGUCCUGCUCUGGCACUGGAACGCCCGCACCCAGAGCAUUGUCGGCGAAGGUGAGGUCCCGACGCCCAGGACGACGCUCACCGGUCACGAAAAGCCCGUAUCGGGCGUCGUUAUCAGCGCAGAAUUGGGUCUCGUCGUUUCAGGAUCAACCAACGGACCUGUUCUAAUCCAUACUACAUUUGGCGAUUUACUGAGAUCGUUGGAAGCGCCGGAAGGUUUCUGCUCUCCGGAAAAUAUUGCAAUGUCCAGAGAAGGAGUGAUAGUAGUCAAUUAUAAGAAAGGAAACAUUGCCGCAUUUACGGUCAAUGGCAAAAGACUGAGAUAUGAGUCACACAAUGAUAAUUUACAGACGCUCCUGCUCAGUCGUGAUGGUGAAUACCUGAUGACUGGUGGAGAUAAAGGUAUUGUUGAGGUUUGGCGGACGUUUAACUUGGCACUGCUUUAUGCAUUCCCUGCUUGUGAUAGCAGCAUUCGAUCAUUAGCCUUAUCCCAUGAUCAGAAAUUCCUGCUGGCCGGCUUAGCAACUGGUUCAAUCGUGGUAUUCCACAUCGACUUUAACCGCUGGCAUCAUGAAUUUCAACAAAGAUAUUGACUUUUCUAGUACAAUCAUUGUGCUAUAGUGGUUUUCAGAUUGCACUGAUCAGUUAGGCUUUGUAAUAGUAUUAUUCUUCGGUAUGUAUUAAUUGCAAUCUUUAAUUUAUUGCACAACCCUUA
Messenger RNA from Ctenocephalides felis (cat flea), 2371 nucleotides. Its product is annotated as neurobeachin-like. Bases 228 to 2249 code for a protein of 673 amino acids. The record is from RefSeq and is a predicted model, not a curated record. Gene Ontology annotation, biological process: intracellular protein localization. NCBI's taxonomy places the organism in Eukaryota, Metazoa, Arthropoda, Insecta, Siphonaptera, Pulicidae. Gene Ontology annotation, cellular component: membrane; cytosol. The transcript is spliced from 13 exons. Gene Ontology annotation, molecular function: protein kinase binding.